AUGGCGAUAAAGAAGGCGGAGGGCACCACGGAUCCGCCAAAGGCUGCAGAGCGAGCGAAGCGCCAGGCUGCUGUUGCUGGCAGUGGUGCUUGCCCUUCCAACGAGGCUCCAGCUCCCAAGCGGCCGCGCGGUCGACCGCCCAAGGCCGUGUCGGUGGCGCCGCUAGCGCCGAAGCCUGUCGCUACUACGGCGGCUCGGAAGUUGCGAAAGGCAGCGAAGGCAACGCAGCCCGAGUCCGAAAACCCUUCCACGAGCAAGGCAGUCGCGACAAAAGCCCCGGGAGUCAGCCGUAGGAAGCGCUCGGGAAGCUCCUCCCCAAGCAACGCCAACGACACGGCUGGGGAGGCUCCAAGGCGUCGCAGUGCCAAGCCGUGCAAGCUCGACCACACGUUCGGAAAGAAGCCAUGGAAGAAAGAGGAGGCGCAGCAAGAGCCGCCGCCAGGGCCGCUCCAGAAGUUCUUCCUCGGCGACGAGCGUGCGCUCGAAGCGCGGCAAGAAGCGUCACCAUGCCCAUAA
Molecule: messenger RNA, 516 nt
Organism: Rhipicephalus sanguineus (brown dog tick)
Lineage: Eukaryota; Metazoa; Arthropoda; Arachnida; Ixodida; Ixodidae
Product: translation initiation factor IF-2-like
Exons: 2
Coding region: 1-516 (171 amino acids)
Source: RefSeq, a predicted model, not a curated record